UGUCGGCUUUGUUGAAAGACCGAAAAGAAGUGUCAAUCAAAUGAGACCACCAGCAUCAGGACCACCUACACACUUUCAUCAAAAUUGAAUACUAACAUACAAAAUAAUAUUUCACAAUUUAAUUUGACUUCUAAAUGAAUAAUUAUUCAAAAUUUAAAAUCCUAACAAUAAAUACAGAAACUAUUUUCAAUUCUCAUAUUUAUAGUCAAAGCAAGGAUAAUGUAAAGACUUUAUUUUACGCAUUUGUUUUCUCAAUAUUUUGCCCUUGGUAGCAUGAAGGCAAUAAAUACAUGAAGGCCUCUCUAUUUAUACCAUUAAAAGCUUUGCACAAAUAUUACUGGAGCAUAAUUACAUUUAACAUAUUUUUCAACAUAUUUUUUCUUGCUAUUUGUUAGCGUUUUAUUGUAUAAUAUUAUUACACGUGUAUACAGUAUGUGUGAAUAUAAUCGCUGUUUGUUAAUAGUCUGUCUAAAGUAUCUACCCACCCAUCUAUCUAUGCAGGAAAAAGGUGAAAAUAUGUAUUUAACAUUCUAAUUCAUGAAGUUGAGGAAAUCACACCUAAAUUAAAGCAACAACCAUAACGGGGCUAUUGAAAACGAAAGUUAAAUGUGCAGUGGAUUUGGACAUCAUUUGGAUCAGCUGGUAAAGCGUUGGCCUCGCAGUUCCAAGGACCCUGGUCCGAUCCCGGCCACGCCUGUGUGACGUUUGCACGUUCUCCCCAUGCCUGCGUGAGUUUUCUCCGGGUGGGCACUCCGGUUUCCUCCCACAUCCCAAAAACAUGCAACAUUAAUUGGACGCUCUAAAAUUGCCCGUAGGUGUGAUUGCGAGAGCGACUGUUUGUCUCUAUGUGCCCUGCGAUUGGCUGGCGGCCAGUCCAGGGCGUACCCCGCCUCCUGCCCAUUGACAGCUGGAAUAGACUCCAGCACUCCCUGCGACCCUUGUGAGGAUAAGCAGCAAAGAACAUUGAUGGAUGGAUGGGUCAGCUUCCCUUGUGACAUGCAUGAUUAUUGAGCUGGUGAACCUGGAGGGACGGUUGGGGGGGGGGUUCAUUUUUUUUCUUUGUUUUUUUAUGAGAGGCCAAAACUGAAAUAUUCUUCACAUGGGCCCCAAAUUCCUGGUGGGACUCCAUCUUGCACUAACAACAAUAAACAACCUGAGGUUGCAAAGUCAUGAGAAAAAGACUAUAUAUAAUUUGGGGGGGGGGGGCUAAUGGGAGGUUCUUCAUCCCCUUGUGUCAUAAGAGCUUAUUGUGCUGAUGUAACGCGUUUGUUUCUCAGUCAAAGUCAAACAAACAAAUACCCACUCUGUCCCUUUUCCUGGUCUGGUUUAACGCUUCAAAACCGCAGACCUCCCAUGAACAAAGCAUGACAAUUCAAUCCUAGUUGGAUUUUCCACCUUUGUGAUAUUAUAAUGGCGCACACCAGCUCCACGCUAGACUUGUAGAAACUUGUUUUUUUUUUUUCUUUCUCGAGUGAGACGUCAAUCAUCUACACACGAUCUUUGCCCCGAACGUGUUCCCCUGACAGCGUGAAACGACACCCGCGCACACAAGCGCAUGUCGGCUGACGGAGGCGCGCUCGGUCUCUCGUGGUGGCAGCUACGAAACGUCACUAAAUUAUGGAUAAUCGGUGCAUCGUGUUGCUGUCAGACCUUCACCACAAGCACGGGCAGAUCACGGUGACGCUUUAUCGGGAUUUCCUGGUGUGGAAGGACAUUGGGAAGAACUGGAAGAGAACUUCUAGCAACACUUCCCCAACAGCACACGGCCAUGCCGUUCACGUGCGAGAAAUCGUGGCCGUGCACAUGACGGACACGAGCAGCCAGACGAAGGCGACUAAACACCUCCUGCUCAAUCCGCACGCAUUUACAGUUUUUUACGUGAGGAGGAUGACGCAGCAUCAGUGGCAAUGCAGCCACGAAACCUUUUACUCCGACAGUCUGGGACUUUGCCAGCAGUGGAUUCAAACCAUCAAUGAGCAACUGUCAACGCAAACCAAUCGGCCCAAGAGCCUGCUGGUCUACAUCAACCCCUACGGCGGGAAGCGGCAGGGGAAGCACGUUUACGAUCAGAAGGUGGCGCCACUGUUUUCCCGAGCUUGCAUCGCCACCGACGUGAUCGUUACAGAACGAGCCAAUCACGCCAGGGAUCACUUGAAAACAGAAGCAAAUCUCGAUAAAUAUGAUGGAGUGGUGUGCGUGGGCGGGGACGGGAUGUUCAGCGAAAUCCUGCACGGUCUGGUCAGCAGGACCCAAUCCGAGCACGGCAUAGACCCGAACCGACCCGACGCCCAUUUGACGCCGUGUUCCCUCCGCAUCGGGAUCAUCCCUGCAGGCUCCACUGAUUGUAUCUGCUUUGCUACCGUGGGAACCAACGAUCCGGUUACAUCCGCCUUGCACAUCAUUGUAGGCGACUCGCAACCCAUGGACGUGUGCUCAGUGCACCACAAUGACACUUUCCUCAGAUAUUCCGUGUCGUUGUUGGGUUACGGGUUCUACGCCGACAUCCAGACCCACAGCGAGAGGCAGCGGUGGCUGGGCCCGGCUCGCUACGACCUGUCAGGAGUAAAGACCUUUCUGAGUCACAACUAUUAUGAAGGCACCGUCUCGUUUGUUCCGGCCGACGACAAUGUGGGAAACCCUCGGGACAAGGAGCAGUGUCGGGCUGGGUGCCGCGUCUGCCAGCGCAAGACCUCGUUACAGCAGCCGCUCGACGGCAAACCCUCGCACACAGGCUAUGACACUUGGACCGAGAUACGCGGAAAAUUCAUCGCCAUCAACGCCGCCAACAUGAGCUGCGCUUGUCCCCGCAGUCCCCAGGGCCUGUCGCCCUCCGCCCACCUGGCCGACGGCACCGCCGACCUCAUCCUGGUGCGCAAGUGCUCCCGCUUGGACUUCUUCAAACACCUCCUUCGGCACACCAACAAGGAAGACCAGUUCGACCACUCGUUUGUGGAGGUCCACCGGGUGCGCAAGUUCCGCUUCCAGCCUCGCCACAAUGAGCCGCUCUCGCUGGAAGACCUGAGUGAGCCCCAUCCGAAAGCGGACCUGAGUCCCAUUUGCGCCAGGUGCCACUACGCCACCUGCACCUGCAGCCGCUGGACGUGUGACGGCGAGAUCCUGCCCCACGCCGCCAUCCAAGUCAGUGUCCAAUGCCAGCUGAUCACACUGUUUGCCCGAGGGAUCGAGGAGAUGAACCAGAACCAGAGUCCGCUGUGGCUUCUGGAAGCGGGAGCACACCAACCUGUGGACUGAAAGCCGGGCGGGACGGAACUCUUAUCUGGUCCAGGCCUCAAGGAGCCACAAGAGAUGAUGCAGAUCCAUUUGGAAGAUUUGCUGACGCUUUAAUGCUAAUUUUUUAGGCAAUUCGAAGACUUUCCCCACCCUCCGGCCCAUCUGUGACCCGGCCGAGACCAGAUGUGAGUCAGGGAGACCUUUUGAAAAGAUCCCAUCGAAUACACGAACAGGACCCAGAUGAUGUAGUACGGGUAAUAAGGCAAAGUGGUUGCUAAGUGGUGCGGUGUGUCUCAGCACUGCUGCCACACACCUGAGGCUCCGCUUUGGCUACGAGCGAACCGCUCGCCCGGCGCAGAUUAGCCCGAAUUAGAUAUUUUUCCAUCAUUCGAGACUUUUUGCUCAGAUGAGCUCUGAUGUCAAGCCGGUCUUGAUGUCUCUGAAAAAAGGUCGCACAAGAUUUGAGACUCGUUUUUUUUUUUUUUUUUUUAAGGCAGGGAUAUUAUUUAUGCUACUCCAUCUUCAGCCUGGAUAAUCACAUGACGCUGGUCCCUCAACCAAUCAGAGGAGGUCAGAGUCUGGCUCCAUUUCAAGGUUCUAAACGGGGUUAAAAAUGAGUUCUUUUGGUUUUGGGCAAUGGAAAUGAAGUGUUCUACCUUGUGGUCCACUGACUCCUAUUCUAGAAGCUUCCAAUCAGAAUGAAUGAGCGCCACGUUCUGCAUUCAGUUCAAGGUUCUUCGGACCAAAUCAACAGACAGCAGCGUGUCGAGCUCCACCCUUUAGGUUCCUUAGUGCGGUUGGACCCACAAUGAAAGUGCUGUGAGUGCGGUAGAUAUUUGCUAUUUUGCUUUGAAAAUGGAAAUGUAAUAAUAUUAAAAAAAAGUUGACUAUCCAUCAGCUAUUGCAGAGGUUUUCC
Molecule: messenger RNA, 4147 nt
Organism: Syngnathoides biaculeatus (alligator pipefish)
Lineage: Eukaryota; Metazoa; Chordata; Actinopteri; Syngnathiformes; Syngnathidae
Gene: cerk
Product: ceramide kinase
Exons: 13
Coding region: 1618-3252 (544 amino acids)
Molecular function (GO): kinase activity
Source: RefSeq, a predicted model, not a curated record